Messenger RNA from Mytilus trossulus (common blue mussel), 1764 nucleotides. RefSeq names its product TLC domain-containing protein 2-like. The coding region runs from base 150 to 902 and encodes 250 amino acids. Gene Ontology annotation, biological process: phospholipid homeostasis; membrane assembly; plasma membrane organization. The record is from RefSeq and is a predicted model, not a curated record. Gene Ontology annotation, cellular component: plasma membrane. The transcript is spliced from 5 exons. Lineage: Eukaryota; Metazoa; Mollusca; Bivalvia; Mytilida; Mytilidae.
AUUGCGAAGCAUGAAAAGAUACAAGGAAAUCCGAACGGAACGUUAUAUAACAGUAUUAUUUUGGCCUAGUUGUAGAUCUAUUACGAUACAUAACAUAGACUUGAUGUAUUUGAGACAAAGUUCAUUUAAACGACUCAAAUUAAUCUAAAAUGACCGAUUCUGAAAUAUGGCCAGAGAAAUUCGACGGAGCUGUUUAUGGUUUGACAGUUGUUAUUACAUCCAGCUUUUUAUUUUAUGUAUUGGGUAGAAUUGCACAUGUUCUUACUCCUGCCAGUGCAUGCCACUCUCCCUGGAGAUGGAAAAACAUUUCAGUUUCAUUAGUCCAUGCUGUUAUUGUUGGUACGUGGGCUUGCUUAAGUUUUUAUGAAACUCCUAAAAUGGCAGAAGAUAUGAUAAAAACAUACAACAAUUCAGCACAUACAUUAAUAAGUUUUUCUUUUGGAUAUUUUGUGUAUGAUAUGUGGGAUAUGUUGAUAUAUCAAAGAAACAGACAUUCCUUUGAAUUAAUGGGCCAUCAUGUUGUGAUAUUUGUUUGUUUUGGUAUUGCCAUAGUAACAAAGUUGUAUAUUGGAUAUGCAGUGGUUGCCUUAGUGAUAGAAAUUAACAGCAUCUUCUUACAUAUUAGACAGUUGUUACAAAUCUGUAGAUAUUCCAAAAAUAAUAGUGCUUAUAGACUCAACAGUCUUAUUAAUUUAGGAACAUUUGUUGUGUGUCGUAUAACUGUGAUGGCAUGGAUGAGUAGAUGGUUGCUAAUCAACAAAGAUCUCGUCCCGUUGAUAUUUUAUUCCAUCGGCAGUGUAGGCUUAGCCGUUAUGACAGUUAUGAAUAUUAUCUUAUUCUACAGGCUUUUACAGAGUGAUUUUAUAAAGAAAAAUGAAUCAAAAAAAGAAAAUUCCCAUUGACAAAGUUUACAGGCAGCAGACAUUUUUUCCAUGUUUUAUACCUCAUUUAUAAAAGGUCCCUAUGUGAUCAAAAUAUUUGGGGGAUUGUAAUGUAUAAUUAAUGUUCAGAAUUGUAUUGUAAUAUAUGUAUACUGUGAUUUAUUGUUUUUAUAUACUUUUGACAGUCUGUAUGGGGGUACAUCAUUUCUGUAAUGUUUAAUUUCUUAGGCCAUUUUUUAAAUUGAAGUAACCCAUUAUUGUUUAAUUUUAUUUAUUUGCCUUUUUUUCUCUAUUGUUUAUUUUUUUCAAUCAUUUUUCUGUCAUGUCUGUAGUAUUUGCUAUUGACCCAUUAUUCUUUAUUCUGUUACCCCAUCCAGAGCCACACUAAUUGUACAAAUAAUUUGAAAAAAGUGGAAUUUAAUAUAGAAUGCUAGCUUUCCUUAUUUAUUCAAAUAUCAAAACUUUUUUGUAGUUUAUCUUUUAUUUGUAUUAAUCUUGAUUAAGAUAUUUCAGUAUUAUUCAGAUUAUUUCAUAUUUUAUUGAGCAUUUAUGUCUGGAAUCCACAUCUUCUUUAUUAAAUAUUAAAUGAAAACAGUCUAGCAAGAAUCGGUCAAUUAUUUAACACAGCAUAAGAAGACGUGUAAGAAAGCCACUAUCUUUUUGCAGAUACAAUUUUUUCAGUUUUAUGUUUUUGUUAAUUUUUUAUUCAUUUUAUUUGAAAUUGUAGCUUUUGAAGAAUUUUUAUUUUAUGUUGGCAUUAGUUUUUCCACUAAAAAGCGCAAAUCAAAAGUCCGUUUUCAUUAAAUGUGCUGCGAUAAAAAGUAUCAUAAAGAAUAUGGAUACAUUACUUUUAAUUCCACUAUUCUUUCUGUUCAAUCAAUUU